Messenger RNA from Anoplopoma fimbria (sablefish), 3039 nucleotides. RefSeq names its product NLR family CARD domain-containing protein 3-like. Bases 1 to 3039 code for a protein of 1012 amino acids. The transcript has 6 exons. Gene Ontology annotation, molecular function: protein binding. The record is from RefSeq and is a predicted model, not a curated record. NCBI's taxonomy places the organism in Eukaryota, Metazoa, Chordata, Actinopteri, Perciformes, Anoplopomatidae.
AUGGAGAUACCUAAAAAGGUCUUCUUGGACAUUUUGGACGAUUUAGGAAAGAAGGAGUUUAAAAGAUUCAAGUGGUCUUUGCAGCAGCGGGAGGUCCUAAAAGGCUUCCAAACAAUCCCAAAGAGUCGACUGGAGGGUGUAGACCAGGUGGACACAGUGGAUGAGAUGGUCAGGACCUACAGCAUAAACACUGUUGAAGUGACCCUGAUAGUUUUAAAGGAGAUAAAGAGGAAUGAUCUAGUGGAGAAUUUAUCAAAAACCAUCUCAGAAGCUGAAGGUAAGUCAUGGUUUGAAGAUCAAACAACUACUACUGCAGUUUGUCAACGUGAACUCAAAUCUAACUUGAAGAAGAAGUUCCAGUGUGUGUUUGAGGGGAUCGCUAAAGCAGGAAACCCAACCCUUCUGAACCAGAUCUACACAGAGCUCUACAUCACAGAGGGAGGGACUGCAGAGGUCAAUGAUGAACAUGAGGUCAGACAGAUUGAAAGAGCAUCCAGGAAAGCAGACAGACCAGAAACAACCAUCAGACAAGAAGACAUCUUUAAAGCCUCACCUGGAAGAGAGGAACCAAUCAGAACAGUGAUGACAAAGGGAGUGGCUGGCAUUGGGAAAACAGUCUUAACACAGAAGUUCACUCUGGACUGGGCUGAAGACAAAGCCAACCAGGACAUAGAGUUCACAUUUCCAUUCACCUUCAGAGAGCUGAAUGUGCUGAAAGAGAAAAAGUUCAGCUUAGUGGAACUUGUUCAUCACUUCUUCUCUGAAACCAAAGAAGCAGGAAUCUGCAGGUUUGAAGAGUUCCCGGUUGUGUUCAUCUUUGACGGUCUGGAUGAGUGUCGACUUCCUCUGGACUUCCACAACAAUGAGAUCCUGACUGAUGUGACAGAGUCCACCUCAGUGGAUGUGCUGCUGACAAACCUCAUCAGGAGGAAACUGCUUCCCUCUGCUCGCCUCUGGAUAACCACACGACCUGCAGCAGCCAAUCAGAUCCCUCCUGAGUGUGUUUGCAUGGUGACAGAGGUCAGAGGGUUCACUGACCCCCAGAAGGAGGAGUACUUCAGGAAGAGAUUCAGUGACGAGGAGCAGGCCAGCAGGAUCAUCUCCCACAUCAAGACCUCACGAAGCCUCCACAUCAUGUGUCACAUCCCAGUCUUCUGCUGGAUCACUGCUACAGUUCUGGAGGAGGUGUUGAAGACCAGAGAGGGAGGAGAGCUGCCCAAGAACAUGACUGACAUGUACAUCCACUUCCUGGUGGUUCAGUCCAAACUGAAGAAGGUCAAGUAUGAUGGAGGAGCUGAGACGGAUCCACACUGGAGUCCAGAGAGCAGGAAGAUGACUGAGUCUCUGGGAAAACUGGCUUUUGAUCAGCUGCAGAAAGGAAACCUGAUCUUCUAUGAAUCCGACCUGACAGAGUGUGACAUCGAUAUCAGAGCAACCUCAGUGUACUCAGGAGUGUUCACACAGAUCUUUAGAGAGGAGAGUGGAUUGUACCAGGACAAGGUGUUCUGCUUCAUCCAUCUGAGUGUUCAGGAGUUUCUGGCUGCUCUUCAUGUCCAUCUGACCUUCAUCAACUCUGGUGUCAACCUGCUGUCAGAAGAACAACAAAGACCCCGUCUGCUUAACUUUUUCAGAUGGAAACCUAAACUAACACAUCUCUACCAGAGUGCUGUGGACAAGGCCUUACAGAGUCCAAACGGACACCUGGAGUUGUUCCUCCGCUUCCUCCUGGGUCUUUCACUGCAGACCAAUCAGAAUCUCCUACGAGGUCUGCUGACACAAACAGGAAGUAGCUCACAGACCAAUCAGGAAACAGUCCAGUACAUCAAGAAGAAGAUCGACGAGGAUCUCUCUGCAGAGAAAAGCAUCAAUAUGUUCCACUGUCUGAAUGAACUGAAUGAUGGUUCUCUAGUGGAGGAGAUCCAACAGUCCCUGAGUUCAGGACGUCUCUCCAUAAACAAACUGUCUCCUGCUCAGUGGUCAGCUCUGGUCUUCAUCUUACUGUCUUCAGAAAAAGAUCUGGACGUGUUUGACCUGAAGAAAUACUCUGCUUCAGAGGAGGCUCUUCUGAGGCUGCUGCCAGUGGUCAAAGCCUCCAACAAAGCUCUGCUGAGUGACUGUGACCUCUCAGAGAGAAGCUGUGAAGCUCUGUCCUCAGUCCUCAGCUCCCAGUCCUCUAGUCUGAGAGAGCUGGACCUGAGUAACAACAACCUGCAGGAUUCAGGAGUGAAGCUGCUGUCUGCUGGACUGAAGAGUCCACACUGUAAACUGGAAACUCUACGGCUGUCAGGCUGUCUGAUCACAGAUGAAGGCUGUUCUUCUCUGGCUUCAGCUCUGAGCUCCAACCCCUCCCAUCUGAGAGAGCUGGACCUGAGCUACAAUCAUCCAGGGGACUCAGGAAGGACGCUGCUGUCUGCUGGACUGGAGGAUCCACACUGGAGACUGCAGACUCUCGGGGUGGAUCAUGGGGGAGAACAGAGGUUAAAACCUGGUGUGAGGAAAUACUCCUGUGAACUCACACUGGACACAAACACACUGAACAGAAACCUCAAACUGUCUGACAACAACAGGAAGGUGACACGUGUGGAGGAGGAGCAGUCAUAUCCUGAUCAUCCAGACAGAUUUGAACAAUAUCCUCAGUUUCUGUGUAGAGAUGGUCUGACUGGUCGCUGUUACUGGGAGGUGGAGUGGAGAGGAAGAGUUGAUAUAGCAGUGAGUUACAGAGGAACCAUAACCAGAAGGAGAGGAGAGAGUGAUGAAUGUGUGUUUGGAUGGAAUGAUCAGUCCUGGAGUCUGUACUGCUCUACUGGUGGUUACCAUGUCUGGCACAAUGAUACAAGCAGACCCUUCUUCUCCUCCUUCUCCUCCUCCUCCUCCUCUGGUAGAGUAGCAGUGUAUGUGGACUAUCCUGCUGGCUUUCUGUCCUUCUACAGAGUCUCCUCUGACACACUGAUCCACCUCUACACCAUAAACACCACCUUCACUGAACCUCUCUAUGCUGGGUUCGGGUUGUUGUACCAUGGUUCCUCUGUGUCUCUGUAG